Molecule: messenger RNA, 3062 nt
Organism: Daphnia magna
Lineage: Eukaryota; Metazoa; Arthropoda; Branchiopoda; Diplostraca; Daphniidae
Product: tubulin alpha-8 chain
Exons: 13
Coding region: 1423-2793 (456 amino acids)
Biological process (GO): mitotic cell cycle; microtubule cytoskeleton organization
Cellular component (GO): cytoplasm; microtubule
Molecular function (GO): GTP binding; structural constituent of cytoskeleton
Source: RefSeq, a predicted model, not a curated record
CCCUUUCCUUGUAAAAGAAUUGUGGGAAUGACGUAAUACAGUUUCGACAUGUUUCCUCUUACUAAUGCCGUUUGCUGCGCAUAUCUUCUUCCUAUAUCCACCCACAGAUGCGUCCGUUCUACUCGUGUCCAAAUAACAGGUGAGAACGAGCAAACGUGAUAGUGGACCAUCACGCCCAGGUCCUUGGUGGUUUUUCGGCACUUGUUGUCCUUGGAAGAAAAGAAAAAAAAAAAACAUUCUUUUUUCUUUUUCUUCUUCUCUUUUUCUGUCCUUUCUGGAAACAUUUUUUUUUUCCAGUUCAGCUCUUUUCCAGCCCGCAUUCACGUACCGACGCCGGGGCCACUGAGCUUAUUUCGUUUUCUCUGUGGGUUACGCUCCAAUGGUCGAGCGGAAAUUCAGCGUCGUCGCAUUCGUGCCGGUCAGACAUGCAUGUUUUUUUUAUGUUGUUGUCUUCUCGUCCUUUCGUUCUCUAUUCUUUCCCUUAAAAAACAAAAAAUACCUAAAAUAAUUAUCUUCAAUCUUGAUAGAUUUAAACCGUUUUUUUUUAUUUCCACAGGAUUUCAAUGUUUUAGAAAAACGUACACGACGUUGGAUCAAUUUUUUUUUCGUUAGUGACCGAAGAGAAUGUCGUGCAGUCUCGUUAAUGGUGUACAGGUUUUUACCCGUGGGGCUCGUGAAAAAAACCAAAAAAAAACAAAACAACCGUACUAUUAACUAAACCAAGGUGAAAGCGAAACACACAAAACAAGAGAGUCUCGAUGAACAACAGUUGCACCUGUCUGGCCAUCGGUUCCGGUUGGAUAUCACCUUGUUGUGUAGCAGGCAGAAGCAAAAGGCAGUCGGGAUAAAGUCAAAUGAGACACUGGACAUUCCUGUAUUUCAAAUGUUGGGAAGUUAUGAAAAUCUUCUUGUUCUUCUUCUUCUUCUUCUUCUUCCCAUUUUUCGUCGUUCUUGCCAGUCGAUGGCAGCGAUAACUGAAUUUUCUUAAAGGUAUAAAGCUAAAAGAAGAAGAAGAAAAGGAAAACCCGAAAGAGGCCAGCAGACAUUACGAAUGAGGUGGGGGUGGAGUGCUGGUGUAUAUAAUUUUCGGACGUGUUGCCCGCUGGAGGAUGACGGAGGCUAUAAACUCGAUGGCGUCCGUUGGCCGGUAGCUCCAGUUGCGCUUUAGCAGUCACCUGUACCGGUACACUUCCUUAUUAACAUCUUCUAUCAGCCACCAGUACCUGCCUGGUCCAGCCUUCGUCUUCAGAGUGAAGUGGUCGUGCGACGAAAGAGGUCCAGCGCAACUAGCCAUUGUCCUAACGGGCUGCCCUCUCGAAUCGUGCGCAUUCGUUCGUCUCUCUGCUAACUUUUUAAUUUGCUAUUUAACUAACUAACCCCCAUCCCCCUCCACCCCCAAAAAAAAAAAGAAAAUCAAUCAAAAUGCGCGAAGUGAUUUCCAUCCAUGUUGGCCAGGCCGGCGUCCAAAUGGGCAACUCUUGCUGGGAACUGUAUUGCCUGGAACACGGAAUACGGCCCGAUGGCAUCCUCUCCGAGACACGUCCACCUCAAGCGAGCGGCGGAAGUAAUUCGCCCAGCACGUUUGGAACGUUUUUCAGCGAGACGGCCAGCAAUAAACAAGUGCCCAGAGCGCUUUUCGUCGAUUUGGAACCGUCCGUCGUUGAUACGGUUCGCACGGGUACCUACCGUCAGCUGUUCCAUCCGGAUCAAUUGAUAACGGGCAAAGAAGAUGCAGCUAACAAUUACGCCCGAGGUCAUUACACGGUCGGUCGAGAGAUUGCCGAUGUUGUGUCGGAUCGCAUCCGCCGAUUGGUCGAGAACUGCGUCGGCCUUCAGGGCUUUUUAGUCUUUCACUCGUUCGGAGGCGGAUCUGGAUCGGGAUUCACCUCGUUGCUCAUGGAACGCCUAUCGGUCGACUAUGGAAAGAAGAGCAAACUCCAGUUUUGCGUCUAUCCUGCGCCCCAGGUGUCGACGGCCGUCGUGGAACCUUACAAUUCCAUUUUGACGACGCACACAACGCUGGAACACUCCGAUUGCGCUUUUAUGGUGGAUAACGAAGCCAUUUACGACAUUUGCCGUCGUAAUUUGUCCAUCGAACGGCCCACCUACACCAAUUUGAACCGUUUGAUUGGACAAAUCGUUUCGUCCAUUACGGCUUCGCUGCGUUUCGAAGGUGCUCUCAACGUCGAUCUGACUGAAUUCCAGACCAAUUUGGUGCCUUAUCCGAGAAUUCAUUUCCCAUUGGUCACUUACGCCCCUAUGCUCUCGGCCGAGAAAGCCUAUCACGAACAAUUGAGCGUGGCUGAAAUCACGUCCGCUUGUUUUGAACCCAACAACCAGAUGGUCAAGUGCGACCCGCGUAAAGGAAAAUACAUGGCCGUGUGUUUGCUGUACCGCGGCGAUGUCGUACCCAAAGACGUCAAUGGAGCCAUCGCAUCCAUGAAGAGCAAGCGAACGAUCCAGUUCGUCGACUGGUGUCCUACUGGUUUCAAAGUGGGCAUCAACUAUCAAGCGCCAACCAUCGUUCCCGGCGGCGAUUUGGCCGCUAUGCAGCGCUCCGUUUGCAUGAUAUCCAACACCACUGCCAUUGUGGAGGCCUGGGGCCGUCUCAAUCACAAAUUCGAUUUACUCUACACAAAGCGAGCUUUCGUUCAUUGGUACGUGGGCGAAGGUAUGGAAGAAGGUGAAUUCUCUGAAGCUCGCGAGGAUUUAGCCGCGCUCGAAAAAGAUUACGAAGAAGUCGCUAUGGAGGACAUGUCCGAUUCGGAUGGCGUCAUCGGCGAUGAAUAUUAAAAAAAAUGUGCUCCUAUUAUUUUUUUUUUAAUUUUAAAUUUUUUUUUUUUGCUUUUCUUUCUUGUGUGUGUCUCUUAUUUGUUUAUUUUUCAAAAAAAAAAAAGAAGAAAGAAAUGGAUGGCCUACUUCUAUCCCCCCCCUCCCCUCCUUUUUAUUGGAUAGAUUUGUUUGUUUGUUUUUUUCUUAAUCUUUUAAUUAUUACAUUUCUUGGCUUGAUCGUGUACUGGUUCAUCAUUAAACAAAAGAUUUUUUGUCUUUUUUUGCCUGUG